UAAUAUAUUUUUUUUUGUGUUAAACAUAAUCUUGAGAAAGAAAAGAAAAUUACAAAACAUGGCUUCGAAAAAAAUGUCUGGAAACUCCAAACUGUUGACCUCCUCCAUUCGGGAAAUUGAUACCGAAUUGUUGGAUUUGAUCAAACAAGAAAAGAAACGUCAAGCUCAGGGUUUGGAAAUGAUUGCCAGUGAAAAUUUCACCUCCUUGUCCGUGUUGGAAUGUUUGGGUUCAUGUCUGCACAAUAAAUAUUCUGAAGGUUUACCCGGUAAACGUUACUAUGGUGGCAAUCAAUUCAUUGAUAAAAUCGAAAUUCUGGCCCAAAAACGUGCAUUGGAAGCCUUCAACUUGAAUCCCGAAGAAUGGGGUGUCAAUGUCCAGCCUUAUUCCGGUUCACCAGCCAAUUUUGCUGUCUACACUGGUCUCUUGCAGCCGCAUGAUCGCAUUAUGGGUCUGGACUUGCCCGAUGGUGGUCAUUUGACCCAUGGCUUCAUGACAGCCAAUAAACGUAUUUCGGCCACAUCAAUUUUCUUCGAAUCGAUGCCAUAUAAGGUCGAUGCCUCUACCGGUUUGGUGGAUUACGAUGGCUUGGCUGCCAAUGCCAAACUGUUCAAACCCAAGGUUAUUAUUGCCGGUGUUUCGUGCUAUUCUCGCUGUCUGGACUAUGCCCGCUUCCGUCAGGUGUGCAAUGAUAAUGAUGCCUAUUUGUUUGCCGAUAUGGCUCAUGUUGCUGGUUUGGUUGCGGCUGGUUUGAUUCCAUCACCAUUUGAAUAUGCCGAUGUGGUCAGUACCACCACCCACAAGACGUUGAGAGGUCCACGUGCCGGUGUGAUUUUCUAUCGCAAGGGUGUGCGUAAGGUUAAGCCUAAUGGUGAGAAGAUUAUGUACGAUUUGGAGGAUCGUAUUAAUAAUGCCGUGUUCCCCGGCUUGCAGGGUGGUCCCCACAACAAUGCCAUUGCAGGUAUUGCCACCGCUUUCAAACAAGCCAAAUCUCCCGAAUUCAAGGAAUACCAAACCCAAGUCAUUGCCAAUGCCCGCCGUUUGUGUGAAGGUCUGAUGAAGAAGGGCUAUAACAUUGCCACUGGUGGCACUGAUGUCCAUUUAGUUUUGGUCGAUUUGCGUAAUGUCGGUCUGACCGGCUCUCGUGCUGAAUACGUCUUGGAAGAAGUCAAUAUUGCCUGCAACAAGAACACCGUACCUGGUGAUAAGUCUGCCAUGAACCCAUCCGGCAUUCGUUUGGGUACACCUGCCUUGACCACCCGUGGUUUGGUGGAAACUGACAUCGAUGCUGUUGUUGAAUACAUUGAUGCUGCUCUGAAGAUCUGCGGUGAAGCCAUGAAGGUAUCUGGCCCCAAAUUGGUUGAUUUCCAAAAGACCGUUCACGAAAAUGCCGAAAUUCAAAGCAAGAUUGUUGCUUUGCGCAAUGAAAUUGAGAAAUUCAGUGAGAAAUUCCCUCUGCCUGGUUUUGCAGAUAUUUAA
Molecule: messenger RNA, 1477 nt
Organism: Musca vetustissima
Lineage: Eukaryota; Metazoa; Arthropoda; Insecta; Diptera; Muscidae
Product: serine hydroxymethyltransferase-like
Exons: 4
Coding region: 59-1477 (472 amino acids)
Biological process (GO): tetrahydrofolate interconversion; folic acid metabolic process; purine nucleobase biosynthetic process
Cellular component (GO): cytoplasm; cytosol; nucleus
Molecular function (GO): mRNA regulatory element binding translation repressor activity; pyridoxal phosphate binding; mRNA 5'-UTR binding
Source: RefSeq, a predicted model, not a curated record